AUGACGUCCAUUGAAGUCCUGAACGAUAAAGCUGGAAACUCACUCACUAGUAUCCAAAGCCUAUGGAAUAGUCGGCUGCGAUCGUGCUGCAGUUCCCCGAUUGACGUCACGGCGACGACGAUGAUGUCGGGGUACGCCACCAAAGUGGACCUCAGCUCAUCUUCCUUUUCUAGUAAUGCCGGAUUAACGGACAGCCCGAGUUCCCUUUGGAAGACCCACACCGUCCCCGAGGAGGCCUCCAGCGUGCCGCGCAACGCCGGCGAGCGUGCGGACGGAAUAGAGGACCUCGCGGCCUCCCCGCGCGCGCGGCGCCGGCCCACGACGCCGGAGCCCGAGGCCUCGGAGGCGGCUGUCGCGGGGAGGCUGCAGGCGGCACUGGUGGGGAGCCCGCGGCUCUGCAAGCCGCUCUUCUCCGCCUACCUCCUGCAGGGCCUUGAAGCGGACGACCCCCCCCCGGCUCUGACUCUUGUGCUGGACCUUGAUGAGACGCUGGUGUGCAACCGCAGCCCCCACGCCCCGCGGCCGAUCCUGCGGCCCUACGCCCUGCACAUGCUCAACGCCCUGCGCCACAUGGCCGACCUCGAGAUCGUCCUCUGGACGGCGAGCACGAAGGAGACGGCGACGCGGGUGGUGCAGCGGCUCAACGCGAACGGCAUCGUCUUCGACGACGUGAUCUUCCGCAAUAACCUGUGGUUCACCCAGCCGGUCUACACCAAGGACCUCCGCCUGCUCGGGCGCGAUAUGGAUAAGGUCGUCAUCGUCGAUAACGCCGCUAACAGCUGCAAGCUUAACCCACGCAAUGCGUUGCUUAUCGAGGACUUCCACGGCGAACGUGAUAAGGAGGAUGCCGCGUUGGUGAACGUUUACUACGCGGUCGAGGCACUUCUUGCGAUGUCUAAAAAUGGGGUAUCGGUAAGGGAUGGACUGGAUAAGCUAGCGGGCACAGGCCUUCUCUGCCACGAGAUUUCCAUACGUAUUCCUACUCCAUGGAAUACCAUGCCUUUGUCGUUGAUCUCACCGAUUAAACUGCCACCUUUUGGAAAGUUUAUAAAAUCCAACACCAAACCUCCUUCUCGAUCCAUCAUGAAUUACUGGACUUAUUAG
This is a messenger RNA of Phytomonas sp. Hart1, 1104 nucleotides long. The record is from the annotation of a GenBank genome assembly. Lineage: Eukaryota; Euglenozoa; Kinetoplastea; Trypanosomatida; Trypanosomatidae.